UGCCGAGUGAUGUAAGCAGAAGACUCGCAAAUCUCGAAAUCGCAGAAGCCGAAACCCUUUUUAUUCAUUUAGUAAUACAAGGAAUAAUGAUUGGGUCUUCUCAUCUACCUGUCUUGAUGAGGACAUUGACAGGUGUUCAGGCUAGGAGGUGCUUACAGGUGAUACAGAGGCAUCCCCAGCCAUCACUAACCCUUCUUAGAACCACAAGAACUUUUUCUACACCCCCUCCCAGCCAGCCCCCGAGGAGAGAAGAUGUCACAAAAGGGAAGGGGCCAAUCACAUGGAAGUCCCUCCUGUUCACUGGCAUCGUGGGGUCAGGACUCCUGGGGUUCAUGCUCUACAUUAGGAGAGAGAAAGAGUUAGCACAGGAACGUGAGAGGAAGAGAGUGCUAGGGAAGGCCAGCAUUGGGGGUCGCUUUGAAUUGAUAGAUCACCAUGGAACACCAAGGUCAAGUGAUGACUUCCUAGGCCAGUGGUGUCUGCUGUACUUUGGCUUCACACACUGCCCUGAUGUGUGUCCAGAUGAACUUGAGAAAAUGGCCAAAGUAGUGGAUGAAGUUGAUGCAAUGAAGACAGUACCAGACAUUCAGCCGCUGUUUAUCACUGUGGACCCCUUCAGAGAUACAAAGGAGCUGAUUAAGGAGUACUUGAAGGAAUUCCACCCAAAGAUGCUAGGUUUCACAGGUUCUACUGAAAAGAUCGGAGAAGCUUGCAGAGCAUACCGUGUUUACUUCAGCGCAGGACCAAGAGAUGAUGAUGAUGAUUAUAUUGUGGACCACACCAUCAUCAUUUACCUCAUAAAUCCUGAUGGAGAGUUUGUUGACUACUAUGGCCAGAACAAAACAGCAGAGCAGGUAAUAGCAAGUGUGGUGUUCAACAUGAAGAAGUUUGAGGAAAUAAGCAAAAAAAAGAGCUUAUUUGGUGGCCUUAUUUAAUAAUUUGCAGAAUUUAUGGUGUGUUUUUGGCAUUCCUAUGUUUAUGUAUAGAGGAGAAUUUGGUGUGAACCUGCCAAUGAAGUCACAAUGUUCUAGAAUUGUUAUCCUUCAACAUCUUUUUAUAAAUCAUCAAUUGUGCGUGGAUAAUUCAUUGUAUAUAUUCAUUAAUCAUCUGUGCUUUGGUGAUCCCUAAGGUUAUUAGGGGUUGAUGUAAGUUUUGUAAUAAAACAAUGUUGAAUG
This is a messenger RNA of Penaeus indicus, 1175 nucleotides long. RefSeq names its product protein SCO1 homolog, mitochondrial-like (gene Scox). The coding region runs from base 87 to 935 and encodes 282 amino acids. Lineage: Eukaryota; Metazoa; Arthropoda; Malacostraca; Decapoda; Penaeidae. Gene Ontology annotation, cellular component: mitochondrial inner membrane. The record is from RefSeq and is a predicted model, not a curated record. Gene Ontology annotation, molecular function: copper chaperone activity; copper ion binding. The transcript has 5 exons. Gene Ontology annotation, biological process: mitochondrial respiratory chain complex IV assembly; intracellular copper ion homeostasis.